Didymodactylos carnosus is the source of this 654-nucleotide messenger RNA. Lineage: Eukaryota; Metazoa; Rotifera; Eurotatoria; Philodinida; Philodinidae. The record is from the annotation of a GenBank genome assembly.
AUGUUACUGGUUCAACUUGUUCUAACAAAACUGAGCAGCGUUCAACAGAUACAAGCAAAUCGAGCGACAAAAGAAGAACUAAAGCAAAUGAUUCUUGCUCAAAAUGAUGUCAUGUUACGUUCACUGCAACAACAAGGAAUCGCUGAACGAGAUGAAUUACAAAAAAUCUAUGAAAAACGGUUUCAUAUGCCAUUACAAGCUGAUGGAUCUGGCUUUUCUGGCAUCGGAGUUAAUAAGAAACCUCCAUUGUUCGUACUAAGGAAAGAUGUUGGUAGUGAGCGAUCAACAGUUGUACCAUUUGAUGGCACAAGUUUGGCACAGCUAUUAAAUGGCACAAGUUUCGCACAGCUAUUAAAUAGCACAAGUUUGGCACAGCUAUUAAAUGUGACAGAACGAUCGUCACUAUUACUAAACAGUAGUAAAUCACGAUAUGCUAGUUCUGUUGCUGCUAAUGCUGUGGAACACAGUAAAGAUAAUAGUUCUAGUAAACAAUAUCUAACUUCCAUCUUAUGGUUCACUGGUGGUAGUGUAGGCGUACUUAUUUUUACCAUAUUUACGGUAAUGAUCUAUUUUCGCCAUAAUCAACAACGAAAACGAGCGAAAUCCUCAAUGUUCCUCUAUACGCCACAUCAAUCAUUAUCGGAAAAUCAAUGA